UCUUCUCUGAGGUAAUUUCAGUGCAAAACACAUACGAGAAGAGCCAAAUGUUAACAGCAAGUGCAAAGAUGUGUAGCAGAUUGGUUCUGUUGUUUGUUGUGUGUGUUUUUGUGCAAACAGCAUUUGCUAGGAAGCUUCUGCAAUUUCCAUCUGGAAGCAUCCCCGGCUUUGACGGAAUUGACCAAAUUAUCGGAAAUGUUGCCGGCGGCGGCGGUGGAGGAGGAGGUUCAGAUGGUGGAUGGGGAAUAGGAGGUGGAGCUGGCUAUUUUACUGGAUCAGGCAGUGGUGGCGGUGGCGGUGGCGGUGGCGGAGGAGGAGGUGAGAAUGGUGGAUUUGGUGGGGGAGUAGGAGGUGGUUGGGGUGGAUCAGGUAGCAUUGGAGGUGGUGGCGGUGGCGGCGGCGGUGGCGGAGGAGGAGGUGAGAAUGGUGGAUUUGGUGGGGGAGUAGGAGGUGGUUGGGGUGGAUCAGGUAGCAAUGGAGGUGGUGGUGGUGGUGGCGGCGGUGGUGGAGGAGGCGACGGUGAAAACGGCGGGGGUGGUUUUGGUGGCGGAGCUGGUGAAGGCCAUGGAGAUGGAGAUGUGGCAUUUGAUCCUAUUAUUGAAGAUUGA
Molecule: messenger RNA, 608 nt
Organism: Nicotiana attenuata
Lineage: Eukaryota; Viridiplantae; Streptophyta; Magnoliopsida; Solanales; Solanaceae
Product: glycine-rich protein 5-like
Exons: 2
Coding region: 48-608 (186 amino acids)
Source: RefSeq, a predicted model, not a curated record